AUGGUGAACCCACUAAGAACAUCACCCCAUACCACCAGAAUCGCUGGGCAUCGGGGCCACAGUUCUGGUGCGCCGGAGAACACUCUGUCGGCUUUUCGCAAAGCGCGCGAGAUCGGUGGAAAAGGUGUCACCUGCGAGACUGACCUCGGUAUCACGAAAGACAGACAGAUGGUCCUGAUCCACGAUGAGACUGUUGAUCGCACGACCGACGGUCACGGUCUCGUGCGCAAUAUGGACUAUUUGGAAAUUGUCAAUCUCGAUGCCGGUUCCUGGCACAGCGAGGCUUUCGCGAAAGAACGCAUCCCCCUGCUGAGAGACGCUCUGCUACUCGCGCGAGAACUGGACAUCGUCUAUCAGCUCGAGCUCAAGAUCUACAAUCGUAACGACGAGAUAUUUUCCCUGCUACGGAGCCUGAUUGACGAGCUCAACUGCGCUGAUUUGAUGCAGUUCUCAUCCUUUGACUUUGCCCAACUCCGUGAGAUCAAGAAGGUGAUACCCGAAGUGCCGACCGUGGCUUUGUCGCAUUCACGCUUGAUUGACCCGGUUGCGGUGGCGCGAGAAGCGAAUGUGGAUGCCAUGAAUCUCGAGAUCCAGCACUUUCCCAGUGGAGAAGCUCGACAACUUCACGACGGUGGAAUCGCCGUGUUCCUCCACGUGCCAGCUCCCCCUCGUCUAGCAAAUCUCAAAGCUCACGGCGUGGAUGUUGAAGCUCAAGUGGCGGAAUGGGUUCGUGAAGGACUGCUAGAUCAGCUCAUAAGCGAUGACGUGGAGCAGGUGGUCAGAAUCAUCGGUGAGGGGCGGAGGUGA
This is a messenger RNA of Exophiala bonariae, 807 nucleotides long. RefSeq lists its product as uncharacterized. Gene Ontology annotation, biological process: lipid metabolic process. The transcript has a single exon. Bases 1 to 807 code for a protein of 268 amino acids. The record is from RefSeq and is a predicted model, not a curated record. NCBI's taxonomy places the organism in Eukaryota, Fungi, Ascomycota, Eurotiomycetes, Chaetothyriales, Herpotrichiellaceae. Gene Ontology annotation, molecular function: phosphoric diester hydrolase activity.